AUGGCCAGGGUUGACUUUUACAGAGAGUGUGAUAUAGUGGCGGAAGGGGUGGUUCCCCCACAAACAGGGGCUAUUGUGUCGUCAGAUGCAUAUGAGGCUUCCGCUAAAAACGUUGCAGAGGUACUUGGCCAAAAUCAACUGCUCGAGGGAAUCUCCGUGAGGACGCCGGGCUGGCUCGUCAAUUUCUUCCAGAAAUCUCGCACUGUAGUUACUGCAGGUGCGGAGCGUGCUGCGCACCAGAUUGAGACUGUAUCCAGGCGUUACUAUGAGAAGGAACGUCGCAUAACGUCGACCGUUGCUGCGCUGCACUCCAACCCACGGGAAGAGCUGUUGCCUGGAUUUGGAGCCGUUGCGGUUGCAUACUUUUCUGGCAGCGUGCUGACGCGGAAGCGUGGCAUUGUGCUCCGGGUUUGUGCUCCGCUCGCGCUGGGAUUGGGGGCAUUUUCAUAUUUCCUACCUACUACAUUCCGGAACACUAAGAGCUUGUGUUACGACUUGGAGAAGAGGGCGUUCCCACAAUUCGUCGCACAGCAGGACAGGCUUGCGGCUGGCACGAAACGGGCAGUGUGCGGCACGGUUCACACUACGGUUUCUGCGUAUAAUGCUACCCACCGGGCAUGCAGGAAGGUCACGAAAGUUUUCAGGGACUGGACGGGUUUGAAUCUCUGA
This is a messenger RNA of Eremothecium gossypii ATCC 10895, 669 nucleotides long. It is a transcript of the gene MIC26, whose product is annotated as Mic26p. Gene Ontology annotation, cellular component: mitochondrial crista junction; MICOS complex. NCBI's taxonomy places the organism in Eukaryota, Fungi, Ascomycota, Saccharomycetes, Saccharomycetales, Saccharomycetaceae. The transcript has a single exon. The record is from RefSeq and is marked provisional. Gene Ontology annotation, biological process: cristae formation. The coding region runs from base 1 to 669 and encodes 222 amino acids.